Messenger RNA from Paramuricea clavata, 339 nucleotides. NCBI's taxonomy places the organism in Eukaryota, Metazoa, Cnidaria, Anthozoa, Malacalcyonacea, Plexauridae. The record is from the annotation of a GenBank genome assembly.
AUGAAACGGCCAUUCGAGAUUGGGGAAGGAGUUCGAACUCGUCUCACAGCUACAGAACGGAACAAACUAGGCGGUAAGAAGCUGGCAGAUUUAAAGAGUAAACUAUUCAUAGUAUUAGAGCGCCACGGCAACACUUACAAGCUGCAAGAGGAAACUAACCCUACCGGACGUGUGAAACAAAGGCAUUUUAACGAGCUGGAGCCAGUCCCACAACAAGUCCUGUCAUGGGAAACUGAAGAGUCAGAUGACCAGGCAGACAAUUAUGACGACAACCAACUAAACGACUUCAGGUUGAUUGGCAUCAACAACAAUACGAACAGCGCGAAGCAAUGGAAAUAA